CGUAGCCGGGGGCGGCUCAGCGGCGGGGAUGGAGGAGAAGGAGCAACUGCGGCGUCAGAUCCGCCUGCUGCAGGGUCUCAUAAAUGACCAUAAAAACAUCCAUGGAAAUGCUCCAGUGCCCCCGCCCUCCAGGACUCCAAGGUGGAGGAAUCCCAGGCAGACUGCCUUCAAUAGUCAGGGAGCAUUCUCCGCAAGAUAUUCUCAGCAAGCUCCAAGGGAUUUCCAAUCACCUCAAGGUAACUCCUGGAGGAAAAAAUACUCCCUUGUAAACAGACCGCCUGCACCAACACAUCAUCCUGGAAGCAGUGCAUCUGCUAACGCACUUCAGGCUUUUGUGAGUCAAAGGAAUAGCCAGCCUCCUGGGCCACAGGGAACAGGCUCGGAAAGGCAAGUGGGCUUAGCAACAGGUGGUAUAGUCAUAGGAGUCAAAGUGCCACAGAGGACUAGCUCAGCCUUGGACAAUAGAAACGUUAGUGAGUUGGGAUCCCAGCAGAGUUCCUCUGGGAUGAAAGCAGCCGUAGCUGCUCCAAAAGGAAAUGAAAAGGUUCAUGAAAGUUCUAGCUUUCAAAGUGUUGCUCAAAAAGAGGACAAAGAAACGUCUCUCUCUGUCUCCCAGAGUUUGUUGCACCAGCCUGCUGUUGCUGGAGGCAGAGAUGACGCAAGCCCAGCUUAUGCGAAGGAACUGGGCAAACUUCGGACUGCGAAACUGGCUAAAAGUGCCCCUGAGUUACGUGACGUUAUCAGUGAAAGUGCCAUAGCAUUAAAAUCCAAGCCUCAACAGCCUUCAGCUCUUCCUGAUCGAGAAUCAGGCUGGCUGGUAGCCUGGAAGAAGCCAGUAGCACACGUUCCAGCUCACUGUAGUUCAGAGCAAGUCACGGCAGGAAGAGAUACUUUGAAGGAGCCAAAGACCCUUGGAAAAUCUGAGGCACACACAAGCUCUGUGACUCCAGAGGUUGGGAUAAACCCAGUGAAGAGCCAGUUUGCAAUACCACACAAGCUACCCAGUUUCCAAAGAGCUGCCUCAACGCCAGUCUCCAGUAAAGCUUCUAAGUUCAGGAAAACCAACUAUACGUGGGUAGCAAAUCCUAGUAAAUGCCCUCGUGCUGUAAAGAGAUGGACCAGCCCUAGAGCUUCUGAAAGCACUAGGAAGCUUUCUGUGGGAGCAGAGAGAACUGUUAAGCCACUGCCAAAGGGGGACUUGGGAGCAAAGCAGAAGAAAUCCGGAGUGCAUUUGAAGCUGGAUGCCUCUCCUAGUAAAUACAAAUGGAAAGCAUCCAGCCUACAGCCACCUUCUAAGUCAGUGUUCAGGUGGCAGUCUGAGGGACGAAAGGAGGCUGGAGUCUCCCAGGUUUCCAGAGCCGACCUUGGCCUUCAGACUCUAAGCAACGCAUCCAUCGGUCAUGGUGGGUUGAAGUCAUCUUUCAAUGAUGCUGCACUUUCCACUUAUAAAGUGAAGAGCCGGACCAAAAUCAUCAGGAGAAAGGGGAGUUGCUGUUCCCCAACGGAUAAGAAGAGCAACUCCUUCCCCACAAUGCCCCCGAAAAGCCACUACUCUCUCAGGAAAAGAAACUCCCUGCGGGGAAGACCUGCACCACUGAAGAGAACCCUGCCCAAGGAGCUGGUGCAGAUCACCAAUCACCGGCUAUGCCGACUGCCAGCCUCGAGAAUGCACAUCCCAGCCAAAGAAGGGUCCAGCUUGCACCUUGUAAGGAGCCCUGUGGCUAAUAAAGUAGUACAGACUCGCUAUAGGAUAGUGAAGAAGAAUGUGGCUUCACCUUCAAGUUCGUCGUCAUCCUUCAGCAUUCCUGUUCCCAGCUGGAAGACAAGGCGACUUGUGACAUCCAGAUCUCUGGUAUUAAACCCAAUGCGCCAGUCACCCCUAGGCGGCAAAUCCCAGCAGCUGCAGCCGAGAUGGAGGAACAAAGGCUUUUGCUGUAUAGGAGGCGUGAUGUACAGGGUGUCAGCCAAUAAGCUCUCCAAAACCUCCAGCUCCCCAGUCAGGGGUGGCGACCCGAGUCACAAGCUCCACGGUAGAACAGCACGGUUGGAUUGUACAGCCAGCAGCCUCGGUUAUUCUCCUCCCAGCUGUCUGCACAGAUCAGCUACGAGCCGAUACAUUGCAAGCCGAGCUGUUCAGCGGAGUUUAGCCAUCAUUCGUCAGGCCAAGCAGAAGAAAGUGAAGAAGGAGUAUUGUAUGUACUACAACCGCUUUGGCAAAUGUAACCGUGGGGAGAGCUGUCCCUACAUCCAUGAUCCGGAAAAAGUAGCUGUCUGCACCAGAUUUCUCCGUGGCACAUGCAAGAAGACUGAUGGGACAUGUUCAUUUUCACACAAAGUUUCUAAAGAUAAGAUGCCAGUGUGCUUAUACUUCCUGAAAGGAAUCUGCAACAACAGCGACUGCCCCUACAGCCAUGUCUACGUGUCCAGGAAAGCUGAAGUGUGCCAGGAUUUCCUCAAAGGCUACUGCCCCCUGGGCGAAAAGUGCAAGAAGAAACACACACUGGUGUGCCCAGACUUUUCCAAAUCCGGCAUCUGUCCAAAGGGCGCCCAGUGCAAACUCCAGCAUCCCCAGAGAAAGCAUCACCUCAGACAGCCCAGUACCGCAGGUGACUCCAACCAGGGCAGGUCAUCACCGAAGUGGAAGAGGCUGGGAGAGGAGGCAGUGAGGAGGGAUGCCGCCCACCUCCAGGAUGAUGGGGAGAUUCCUGGACCCUCCAGCGCAGAGCAGGGGGUAAAGUUUUGGAGUGACACAGACACCCCAGCAUGCAGCAGACUUCAGAAGCUCCCGUCUUUCAUCUCUCUCCAGUCACCUACCUCUCCAAGCGAGGUGGCAUGCACAGCUGACAGAGACAAGACAGGGGAGGAUACAGGGAAGCCGCUGCAGAUCAAGCCCAGGCUGUGAGGUCAGCUCCCUGGAUUCAGCAUCUCUCCCGCCCGCCUCAUGCACUGGUCCAUUCAACAGUCCAGCAGCCGAACGCCUCAGGAAACACAGCGGCCAGGCCGGGCCCGGCACCUACCUCAGGACAGCAAGACGGGAAGAGGCCUCCUCCUGAUUUGUGUUCCGUUUCGAUACGUUCAUUUGGCCUGGAAUCUGGUAACAGUAAAUUACUCAGGUUCCCCCAGCCCCGUCGUGCAGAGAGGCAGCUUUGUAAGCGUUUUAAUUUUGGAAUAAAUGAUCUUUUAAUCUGGUUUAUUUAAAACAAACCCCUUCCGAAGCCCCUGUUUAACUUCAGCUUCCCCGGUCGUUCUUGAGUUAGCAAGAAUGAACUGUUGUGAUCAGAUUAGGCUAAACGGGGCCCAUUGAUCAGACCUGCAGCCCUUUGCACCCGGGUUCUUGGUGCCGUCUUUGGACUCCUCACAGAGAUUUGAGGAAGGGACAGGAGUUAAAGAAACCUAACUCUGUUUCUCUUCAGUGCCGGGAAGCCGCAUUGCCCAGUUGGGUAUAUUUCAACAGCACUGUCUGUGAGUGGGAAAUUAUACCGCAUGAUGAGAGGCUGGAGAACUUCAGCCAGCCAAGAAGUGCAGCAAUUGCCUAGAAAUGAGGAUGUGAGCUUCUUACAAGCAUCAGGAUAGGAAUUUGUUUUGGGGGUGAGUGGUGUGCAAGGGGGCUGUGGCUUUCGGUAGCCAGGUGCUUAAGGGAAAUGCGUGACCCAAACAGAACAGCCACAUGAGGUGAGCUCUGAAGCCAUUUCAGAGAAACAGUUAUGCCCUUGUGCCAGGAAAUUGUGGGGGCGGGGGGGGGAGUGGGGAAGGAAGCAUUUCUGAAUUGAAAAGCAAGCUCCCUAAUAUCUAAUGCACGCAGAGGAAUCUGUUUGCUAGUGAUUUGUCUGCAGCUGAGGGGGCUAAGAAGAUCUUGUGAUCCCGCAGUGUGCGGUGGGGCUUUGCAGGGUGAUCAUCUUCCCCUCCGAGAGGAGAGGAGACCACAAGGAGCUGCAGUGAGACCGAGGACAGAAGGUGAAGUCUGUAGUCAGCGCAGUGGGUUCCAUGCUGAGCAGUGCCUUGUGAUCCCGCUGCUUUUCCCGUCUGUAUCUGGUUCAUGCAAAGAGCCGAGGAAAGCAGUCUGGUUCAGUAUUCCAGGGAAAACCACUAGGCUUGUAAAAGCCAAGGAUGACAGAGUCAAGAAAGAGAGAGGAUCCGAGGACUCCGAAUUAGACCUUUGUUAAUGGUGAUUUCUCCACUGUGGUGAUAGCAGGGUGCAAGGAGACACGUCUAUAUGGAAUGUCGGCUCCCACCUAGGAUGUAGUGCCCUUCUCAGCGUGGGCUGAAUUCCAGCUCGUUCAGUUCAGGGCCAGGGAAAAUCACCUGUUUUCUUGGUUUAGAAGCCAGCGUUCUCUAGUGAUCUGACAGGUUCAUACCAUGAUUGUUUAGUGCAUCAGAGAUACUGUCUGCUUAGUUCCCAAAUGUACAGGCCAAAUGCCCACCUGGAUCAAUCCACCUGCACCCCCGAGAGGAGCUUGUCAUAUUCACAAUUCCUGGGUUUCCUUAUUUUUAACUGGUGUGUUUACUGUGGGUCAGACACUACUGAAAUGGAGCCCCAGUGAUGAUAUAAACACAACAAGCGUUUGGUUUAAAUCUAGAGCUGACCCAAACCAAACCCCCAGAGCUGAACACCUUUGCACCAGCUCUGCCUUUUACAUACGGCUCCUAUUCUGAUAUUGGCCCGAACCAGGACCCCUGGAUCCAGAUACCCCAAACUUGGGAACAUUCCAAACCCAGAGCGUGAUCUGGGUCUGACUUUCCCUCUCUUUACGCCCAGCUUUGGAGCAUUCAGAAUCAGGAUCCAGACUUAGCAGCCUCCACCCGUCUCUAGUUAAAACCAGACACAUUUGCUAAACCAGUUCGCAAUUUCUCAGCAUGUGGGAACUAAAUCGCUUGACGCUGACACAUUUUAUGUCACGUAUCCCUCCCGCCCCCAAGGAGAUGCCCUGGAGCUGGGAUAAGGGCACGGUUAUCACAUGUCGAUGCCUUUCUCUCUCACGAGGUCUGAUCGUCCAAAGUUGCUCCAGCAGCACCCUCGUGGAGGGUGUUAGUUACUCACCACAGUAGCAUCUCUCGGUCACUUUGCAUAUCAAGUCAGCUGCCGUAGAGUUUGAUUGAAAUUUUUGCGGUGAGCGGUGAAAUUUCCCCCCUUCUGUGAAUCUGCCUGGCUCAUCUCCUCCCUUCACCACAGAGCAACAAGCUAAUAAAAGAUUGAUUGUAACUAUAAUUGCAAUCUGCCGAGGUUGGCAUUUCCUCCCCGGCUCCUCGCUGCACUGAGGGACGGAGGGAGCAUGAGGGGGGUCGUUAGCAAACACCCAGUUGAUUGGGCUGUUUUUAUUUCCCCCACUCCGUUUCUUUAUCUCUGUGAUUUAGCAUCCUGUCGCUGCGUGUUCCCACUGAGCUGAGGAGUGCUGGCCGGGCAACUUCCCGAGGGCGCUGCACGUGGAGAACUGCAGGGGAAGGUUUUCUCUUUUUUUGUCUCCAUCAUUUUAAACUUUAGGGGGUGGAGGUGAUUUUUAAUGGGUGUCACUAAGUUUCCAAGGAUAGCUCCAGACAUUCCCAUCAGAUCCAGACAUUCCCAUCAGAUCCAGCAAUUCCCAUCAGAUCCAGCUUGCAAAAACCACGGAGAACCCCAUAAGGAAUCCCGGUGACAUAAUGUACUCUGCAGUGAAGCCAAGGAGGUCCAUACAGGACACGUCACAUCAUGGGAGCGCUAGGACCUCAAGAUCAAAAGCAUCUACAGCAGCCAGGGAGAUCCCCAGUAAGACGUCAGAUGCAGGGAAUGGUCUGUGAGAACGUUGCUUCGGUGAGGUUCCCUGGAGUUAGGUCAGAGGAUAGUCUAAGCAUUCGGUGAUAGUGAACCUUAGGGCCGGAUUUGUCUCUUGGUCACUCCUAUGCAAGACAAUGGGGGCUGAAUGGGAGUAUCUGAAGGCAAACUUUGGCCAUCAUUGUUGCUCGGGAGAUAGAGGCUGGAGAAGUAAAUAUUAUCAAGGCUAAUUCACCUUAUGGCCAGGAACCAGCCUCAGUUUCCCCAUUAGACCUUCCUGAUGUGGGGAGAUACAGAGGGUCCAGGGCAAAGAAAAAUCUUGAACUGAGAGGUCCCAGGAAAGCACCACGAGGCCCUGUCUCCUUCCAAACUCCUCCCUCUUCUAGUAGCAUGGCAUAGUUAGUAGCCUGGUAUCAUUAAAUGGAAGUCUGGGGCAGGUGGUGAUGAUGGUUUCGCAUCACGUAGCUGGUUCGGUUCUCAUUCCUCAGACGGGCAGCAGCCAGUGACACCCGCAAUGGGAGGUUAGCGAAAUCUCUCACCCUUGCGCCUGCCUAAAGCCUAUGGACUGCUGUGUGUCAGUAAAAUACAGAUGCGCAUACGUGCCGGCCGAGUGCUGCCUAACUUACCUCAUAUCCAGGGAGCAAACUGGGCUGCCCCGGCAUUGCCAGCAUGCCCCCCGUCGAAGCCCCUGGAUUGCGAGGUCUGCGUGUUUCUCAGCGAAAGGGAAGAAAUCCGAGGUAGCGUGUGAACUCUGAAAUCCAAUAGCCAGGCACUUUUUAUUUUCAAGGUCUUUUGGCAACAUAUUUCCCUGGGGGAGGCGAGCUCUCAGGUGCAGCAUCUUCAGGGUCACAGUGACGGGAGAAGGGCCUGUAAUGUAUUCUCUUGGGGACAGGCAGCCGCCAGAUGCGUCGCCCGCAGGUUUGCAGUGGUUGCAGAGGGGUCUGUAAUGUCUAUGUGUCUUGCCACUAAGGUUUCAACUGCUUUUUACCCCAUUUUCUUGCAGGGGCGACAGAGAUGCUAGGAGGCCGAGUGAAACUGAGGGCACGUAGUAAGUCAGUAGCUGGUUGAGGUUAGAUCCAGGGAAGUUUCUUGCCUUGAUGUAUAUUUUAUAGCCAAGCUGUUGUGUGUUCUGUACCGCAGAGAUUUCCUUGGCUCUCCUUGUGUUACAGGCCCCUGCCUGGACUCUGCUCUGUGGUGUUCUCCUUCCUUGACUAUCAGGUAGAGAUCAUGGCUGUCCUGGUCUGUCCAUGCCUGCCUGUGUUACAGCCACGCCACACGUUACCCGUGAGUCAGCGUCGCUGAGACGUGUGUCUAGAAAGGUUUGACCCCGCUGGUGCACCGUCGAGGCUGAGUGAACACUCAGGGCCCCUGGCUAUCUCAUCCAUUCAUUUGCUCUGCUCCAGGGUAGGAUGAUGUACGUUUAACGAUGCUCUUUAGAGACAAUGGGCUUGAUCCUGCCACGUUCUGGGCACCCUCGACUCCUGGUGAUGGCCUUCACAUGUGGUGCUCCCCACCUUCCGCACCAGGCCCAUGUUCUGCUCUAGCUCCCUGCCCUCAUCCACGGCAGUGGGAAUUGUGGGCCUGUUAGAUUCUUUGGGGAUCAAUUCAGUUCAGGUGUUGGGGUGGGGACUGGCUUGGGAUGGAGUUGCUAUGCUGUAAGCGUAUCGUUCUGAUUUGGCACUUGAUGUUAACGUCACUGUAUUUACUGCCGGGGCAGGACUGAGAUUCCUGGAGGGGGGAAGUGAAAUAUGCAGAGGCUUGGAAAACUGUAGUAGCCCAGAGAGCUUCUGACUUUUCCAAGUACCAGCUGCCACUCUGAAACUUCCAGGAAGAAGCGUCUCUUUAAGGGGGCUGAGGCUGGUUGUUUAUAGGGUGUGAGUUACAUCGCAGGAUUUGUUCCAGGAGGGACUGACAGAUAGUGUGUCGCUCAACUGCCCAGCGUAUCAGCUCUCGGGUUGUGUACAUUCACUGGCACAAAGUACAACCAAAGCUGCCAUGUAACUAAUUUCCAAACCUGAACGCUUUGGCACAUAUCGCUGCUAGCUUUGUGGGCUCGCUCUGUGCUCUGUAGCGGCAGGGAAGGGAGCAUGGUCCAGUGGUUAGGGCAGGUGACUGGGAGUCCAGAGACCUGGGUUCUAUUCCCACUUCCAACUUGGGCACGUGACACCUCAGUUGCCUCAUUGUGGUGUUACACACCUUUGUGAAUUGCUAAGGAGCGCCAAGGUUGGGGGGAGGGCUAGUCCGGAAGAUCUUUAGCAAACAGGGGAGAGCUGGUGGAUUUCGGAGGGGCGAAGGCACCUUAAAAAGGCUAAAUUACAGCCAAACUGACUUUGAGGCUGCCCGCUCUCCCCUUCCACCCAGUCUGGUUGUGGGGAGGGGGAGGGCUGCUCCCUGGUGCGUGGGUAAAUGAAUGGGAGCAAACCUCAGAUGUAAGCUCUGAAGGCCGCAGUCAACUCCCUGCCACAGCUCGACGUGUGGACGCCAGCUGGGGAUCCAGUGUUAAUUUUGCUCUUAGUGUGUUUUAAGCAGCCCAGCCUUAUCGUACUGCCUUGUUUCAAGGGAGUGGAGGAAGUUAGGCCAGGCCCCUACUAGAGAAGCAAUUACGUCUAACUGAACUAGCAGGCAUGGGAACGUAGUGCCACUCAGUGGGAAGGGUUUGCCCUUGAUGUCAAUAUGCUGUCCUACCCGCUUGCAAAAUCAAGAGGACAGGACCCACAGCACUGACUUGGGCAGCAUAGGGUUUAAGGCAGUAGGAACAGGCUUCUGAAGCCUGAGAAUCAGUGUCCAUCCCCACUGGGGUGACGUUCCUUGGAAGAGCCAUGAAACGGAGUCUGUUCAAAACUACCUUUCACUUUGUGGUCUCUAUGCUUGUGCUGGGCUUCGUUUGCUGUGAAACUCUUAGCUGUGUUUUAAAGGAAGCUAUUUUGAAUAAAGAAUUCUGUAGUCACUGUUGAUACUAAAUGGCUUUUGUUAAUUGAUGCUUUUUGAUAUUUAAAUAAAAGUGAAUGAACAGUUUGUGCAACAAA
Messenger RNA from Malaclemys terrapin pileata, 8772 nucleotides. It is a transcript of the gene ZC3H3, whose product is annotated as zinc finger CCCH-type containing 3. The transcript is spliced from 12 exons. The record is from RefSeq and is a predicted model, not a curated record. Bases 29 to 2902 code for a protein of 957 amino acids. Lineage: Eukaryota; Metazoa; Chordata; Testudines; Emydidae. Gene Ontology annotation, molecular function: metal ion binding. Gene Ontology annotation, cellular component: nucleus.